Molecule: messenger RNA, 2173 nt
Organism: Folsomia candida
Lineage: Eukaryota; Metazoa; Arthropoda; Collembola; Entomobryomorpha; Isotomidae
Product: protein O-glucosyltransferase 2
Exons: 10
Coding region: 285-1883 (532 amino acids)
Cellular component (GO): endomembrane system
Molecular function (GO): glucosyltransferase activity
Source: RefSeq, a predicted model, not a curated record
AGUAAAUGGGACACACUAUUCUGUAGUUUUCUUAAAUCAAAGUUUCUGGCGUAUAGCUUCAGCAAAUUGUGGAAUAUAAACUGGCUUAAUUGAAGGGGUAAUGAAAGAUUAGUAUGUAAAAUCAGGCAUCAUCCACCCACUGACAAUGGGAAAUUGCCGUAAUACUGCUCAUAAAGGGAAAUUAUCGUUUUCCUAACGGUUGGCAAAGGACGACGCGUACGAAUGCAUCUUGCGACAUAUUAUUUUGUUUGACUUGUGUAUGCAACUACUGGAUAAUUCACACUAUGCACUUUUAUAAAGUCAAAAUGAAUUUCAUACUUUUAUAUCACGUUGUCUUCCUCUACGCGUUGAUUGUUAACGCUGAACAAGUCGUCCGUCAGUUGGGUGAGCCCAUGGAUGAAGAGUCCAAAUUAAUUGACACGAAAAAUAGCAGCGUGUGGGGACCUGGCUUGCGACCUCAUAUCAUUGUGCUUCCAGCAAGAUACUUUUUUGUCAAACUUGUUCCAUUUGGGAAAAUUAACAUGACAAUGACUGAAAAUAUUCGAGAAGCCUUAAAAGUUCGGAUUGACUGUAGCGGCGACAGAAAUAUUUGGACACAAUUGCUCGACAGGAAGGAUGGCAGUUUUAUUGUACGGUACAAAAUGUAUCAGUCAUGUCUCAAAGGGUUUCGAAUCAUCAUUACCUUUCACAAGCUACAUGUUGGGAAAUCCCCAUAUAACAUCAAUGUACCGAUUCACCCUGAUCACUGCAAUUGUCCUCGAUAUUCGCUACCCAUUUGGCUCAAAAAGGCAAAAUGUCCAAAUGAAAAUGCCCAAAUUGAGAGUGAUUUAUCGCCAUUCCAAGAUGUGGAUUUUAAUAACGUUCUCAAAACAGCGGUUGAAAAAUUUUAUAACCUAAAAGCUCAUAGUUUUUGCCACUACGUGGUAAAAGAGAAUUUGAUAUACCGAAAAUGUUACGGUGAACACGUCGGGUUUCACAUGUUUUCGGACAGCAUUCUACUUUCACUCACGAGAAAGUUACAUUUACCAGAUUUUGAGUUCAUAAUGAAUUUGGGGGACUGGCCGCUAGUGGACAGAGCCCGGAUUAAACCACCCAUCCCAAUUUUCUCGUGGUGCAAAUCGAAUGUAACUUUGGACAUAAUUUUACCCACGUAUGAAUUGACGGAAGCAUCUCUGGAGGCAAUGGGGAGAGUGUCUCUGGACAUGAUGUCGGUGCAGUCAAACUCGGAGAAACAGUGGGAAGACAAAAUUCCGAAACUAUUUUGGAAAGGGAGGGACUCGAGGAAGGAGCGACUUGAUCUCAUUUCCAUUGGUCGAAAGCAUCCGAACCUCAUCAACGCCUCCCUCACCAACUUCUUCUUUUUUCGAGACCAAGAAAAGAUUUACGGUCCCAAAGAGCCACACGUUUCGUUCUUCCGUUUCUUUGAUUACAAAUAUCAGCUCAACAUUGACGGAACUGUUUCAGCCUAUCGUUUCCCAUUUUUGCUAGCAGGAGAUUCCGUCGUACUUAAAACCGACUCACCGUACAUUGAGCAUUUUUACAACGAUCUCAAACCGUGGACACAUUACAUACCAGUUCAGGCUGAUUUGAAGGACUUGGUGAAGAAGAUCAAGUGGGCAACGGGGAAGGAUGACGAAGUUCGAAAAAUUGGGAAAGCAGGAAGUGAAUAUGCUCGAGAAAACUUGAUGCCACUCAACAUUUUCUGCUACCACGGGCUUCUCUUUGAGCAUUGGUCGAAACGGCUAAAGAAUCCGGUGGAGGUAAAGGAUGGAAUGGAACAAGUUGUGGAAAAAGAAAGCCCAAACAAAGGACACUGCCAUUGUUCUCCAAAAAAGAGGAAUUAUGAGAGUGAUGAUGGUACAGAUGACAAGGAUGAGCUCUGAUCUAAUCAAAUAGAAUCUUUAUGCAUGGAAAAAUCUCAAUCAGUCAGUCUUGCAGUCUCAUGAAAAAAAUUAGCUAGUCCACCACGAUGAACAUGUUUAACAAAUUGACUAAAAGCCACUAAUCUUAAAACUAGUAAGUCUCUGAAACCUGUUAAAGUGCAAUAAUAAUUAUACUCACGUUGAACAAUAAUACUUACAUACAACUCUGCCUACUCUGUUUGUAUAAUAAAAUAGUUAUAGUUAUCUCAUCUCUGCAUGGUAAUAAAUGAUACGAGAUGUUUUUCUCAACA